Molecule: messenger RNA, 498 nt
Organism: Opisthorchis viverrini
Lineage: Eukaryota; Metazoa; Platyhelminthes; Trematoda; Opisthorchiida; Opisthorchiidae
Exons: 2
Coding region: 1-498 (165 amino acids)
Source: RefSeq, a predicted model, not a curated record
AUGGUUCGUUUCCCUUCAGACCCUCGCAAGUCGGCAAGAAACGUGCCAAUCCACUAUCUUCGAAGAACUGCCAUAGCUCAACAGUAUCGAUCUGAGCUAGCCCAGCAACUCUCUACAGUAAAACACUACUGUGGUGGCAGUGAACAUGUGGAUGAAGCGUGGCAAAAUGUGAAAGAAGCUAUACUAGCGGCGUUCAGUGUUGCCUGCCCGACUUCUCCAAUUCGACCACGGGACCACUGGAUGUCGCCGAGGUCGUUAUCCAUGAUUAAUGCCAGGAAAGCCAUACCAGCAGGCAACGAUCGCGCCCUCAUCGGCGCUCGUGCAUCCAAGCUAUUGCCUUCAAUGCAUAGCUCCUUUUCCAACCCCCCGCUUGACAACCCACUGACAGUGCUGGAUUUAUGCACCAAAUUACCAGCUCGCGCGUGCAAUGCGCAGCUACCUACCCCCUCCCCCAAAUCAUCGGUGAAUGAAACUGCGGCAGCUGCAACCACUGUAUGA